This is a messenger RNA of Neltuma alba, 2388 nucleotides long. Its product is annotated as wall-associated receptor kinase 2-like. The transcript is spliced from 3 exons. Gene Ontology annotation, cellular component: plasma membrane. The coding region runs from base 22 to 2226 and encodes 734 amino acids. NCBI's taxonomy places the organism in Eukaryota, Viridiplantae, Streptophyta, Magnoliopsida, Fabales, Fabaceae. The record is from RefSeq and is a predicted model, not a curated record. Gene Ontology annotation, biological process: protein phosphorylation; cell surface receptor signaling pathway. Gene Ontology annotation, molecular function: polysaccharide binding; calcium ion binding; protein serine/threonine kinase activity.
UCCCUGAUUCGGUGCGUCAUUAUGAAGUUAAGCCGUGUAAUCACGUUGAGCUUGUUCAUAGCUGCAGCAGCGGUUACAUCGGUGGCCGGUCAGGCCAAACCGGGUUGCAGCGGCGCGUGCGGCCACCUUGACAUCCCCUACCCAUUCGGUUCAAGAGAAGGGUGCUAUAGAGAUGAGAACUUCCUCAUAUCCUGCGACACCUCCUCUGCCAAACCAAUAGCAAAUUACUCCAAUAGCAACAUCCAAGUGUUACACGUCUCUCUCGACGGUCAGUUGCGCCUUUCCGGCUGGGUUGGCUGGGAUUGUUACGUUCCCUCUGCUCGCUGGAACUUCAUAUCCUUUAAACUCCGCCGGUUUGCUAUAUCCAACACCAAGAACAAGUUCACUGUCAUUGGCUGCGAUACCCGUGCUUUCGUUUAUGAUUUUUGGGGAAGAAGGUUCAGCACUGGCUGUACGUCCUUUUGCAGAGACGUUGCUGACCUGGUCAAUGGAAGUUGCUCUGGGAUUGGCUGCUGCCAAACCAGUUUUCCCACAGGAAACUUGGGUUACAAUAUCAGCAUUUUCAGCUAUCGCAACCACUCUCAAGUGUUGGACUUUAAUCCUUGCAGCUACGCUUUUGUGGUCGAAGACGGUGCUUUCAAUUUCUCUUCUCUAGAUCUCCUCGAUCUGCGAGGCAAAAGAGACUUUCCUAUGAUCAUUGAUUGGGCUAUUUGGGGUGAGAAUUGCUCCGAAGCAGUGAAGAACAGAAGCAGCUAUGCUUGCAUGGACAAUAGCUUCUGCGUUGAUUCACAAAAUGUUCGUGGCUACCUCUGCAGAUGCAACGAAGGGUUUCGAGGGAAUCCUUACCUGUCUGGUUCUGAUGGUUGCCGAGAUAUCGACGCGUGCAGCAACAGCACAUUAAAUCUCUGCAGUCAAACGUGCCACAACUUGUACGGCACCUACAACUGUUCUUGCCUGCCGGGAUACAUAGGCAACGGUUUCAAGAACGGAACAGGAUGCCUUUUAGUGGAUAAAUCCAAUAAUGUCCCAAUCACUGAAGUUGCUCUGGGCGUCAGCGUAUUCCUCUUGGUUCUUGGAAUUGUCAUAUCCUCCUUAUGUUGGGUAGGGAGGAAAAGAAGGCUCGUAAACAUCAGAAGGAAGUUCUUCGAGAAAAACGGGGGUCUCAUGCUUCAGGAACAACUUUCCGAGCAACAUGGUUACAGUGAAAUGGCGAAGCUAUUUACCGAAGAGGAGCUCAAAGAAGCCACAGAUAACUUCCAUGAAAGCAAAAUUCUUGGGCGUGGAGGCCAAGGAACAGUUUACAAAGGAAUAUUACCAGAUAAAAGAGUGGUUGCCAUCAAGAAGUCCAGAAUAGCAGAGCAAAGCCAAAUCAAAGAUUUCAUCAACGAAGUGCUUGUACUCUCACAAAUCAACCACAGGAACGUGGUCAAACUUCUGGGUUGUUGUUUGGAAACUGAAGUUCCUCUGCUAGUUUAUGAGUUUGUCGCUAACAAUACUCUGCUCCACCAUAUAGACCCAUCAACGAAAACAUCAUGUCUUCCAUGGGAAACUCGGCUAAGGAUAGCUACUGAAACUGCUGGAGCCAUAUCUUACCUUCAUUCUGCAGCUUCCAUUCCAAUCAUUCACAGGGAUAUAAAGUCUACUAACAUACUCUUGGAUCACAAUUACACAGCAAAGGUAUCUGAUUUUGGAGCCUCCAGGUUGGUUCCUUUGGACCAGACUGAAAUCACUACACUUGUGCAAGGGACAUUGGGAUAUUUGGACCCGGAGUACAUACAAACCGGCCAGUUAACCGGGAAAAGCGAUGUUUAUAGCUUCGGGGUGGUGCUUAUGGAGUUGCUGACUGGAAAGAAGGUGAUUGAAAUGAACAGGCCAGAAGAAGACAGAAAUUUAGCUGUUCAUUUUGUUUCUUCAAUGAAGAAAGACCGUUUGCUUGAGAUUCUAGAUAGUGGAGUGUUGGAUGAGAAAAAUGUAGGGCAACUUAAGAAAGUUGCUGUAUUGGCGAGUAGAUGUAUAAGAGUAAGUGGGCAAGACAGGCCAACCAUGAAGGAAGUAUCCAUUGAGCUGGAAGGCCUGAUAGCUAUUGAAAAGCAUCCGUGGGAUGGAAAAUAUUUAAAUUCCGAGGAAACUGAAUACUUGCUUGCUCCAAUAUAUGGAAUUGAAGGCAGUACUAGCAAUUCCACGGGGUUCGAAAGCAUUGCACCUAAGAUGGAAAGUGGGCGCUGAUUUUUCUGUUUGUUGAAUCACUACGCUAUCGUUUUCCGUUAGUCUGACAGUUUUUCUGUGAAUCAUUUUAAAUACACCAACCAAUUAGUAUGCAUGUUUACAGUUGUAUACUGUUAUCCUAUCAGCAACUGCUGAUAUUUUCCUAAUUCUAUCGUUUCCUUC